AAUCAUAGCAACCAAAGAGCAAAUUAAACAGUCUUAUAUCUUUCUGCCAUACAUAGUCAAUAUGACGAUCAUGUCAAUUGCAGCCAAAGCAGCGCCAGCGCAGUCCCUGAGCAAGGAGCAGAUAAGAAAACAUUUCCGUAAGUGCGAUAAAGAUGGGAAUGGGUUCCUCACCAAGCAAGAGAUAAAGGAAGCAUUUGACAGACUCUGUGCCCUUUUCCCUGCUUAUAGAACUCGUAAGGCAAUUGCAAUUGCAGACGAGAACGGCGAUGGAUGUGUGAAUAUGAAAGAUCAUGAGUUUGAGGCACUCAUAGAUUACGUUUACAACCUUGCCUACACCAAAGUUAAUACCGCUAAAAGGGUUUAAGUGAAGCUCCAUGUAUGGAUGUUUAGUAGUUAUAUAUGAUAAAAGCAGCAGCUGCAGGUGUACUAUAUUUAUAUCUAUGGAGCUGUGAGUCUAUAAAGAACUCUCGCUUGAUUAAUGCCCUUUUCUUCUUUCUUUUAUGUGCAGAUGGUGUUUAGUUUUGCUAGCUAGUCUACAACCGUCUUUUGAGAUCUGAAAUGAUUGUAAAAGCACUGGUAAUUAAUCAAGCAAUUUAACUACA
This is a messenger RNA of Rubroshorea leprosula, 602 nucleotides long. Lineage: Eukaryota; Viridiplantae; Streptophyta; Magnoliopsida; Malvales; Dipterocarpaceae. The record is from the annotation of a GenBank genome assembly.